UAAUAAACCUAUAUGCAUGAUGGCCCAAACUCCACUUUUGUCCUACCCAAUGUAAUUGCUUACUACACUCAAAUUUUAUUCUUAACCUAAUAAUAGUACAUGUUUAAUGCUACGUAAACUACUUUAUAUUACUGUAUACUACGUACGUAAACUCAAAGUCAGUAAUGCCUUGGCGAUUACUUAAUCAAGAACAGAAAAGAACAGUAGAACAAUCAAGAAUAAGAUCAUCAUCAUUUUUGUGUCACAUCUAUACACUCCUAAUACUCCUAAUUCUCUCCUCUUUUUCUCUCAUUGUAAACUAUCAACUUUUUAUAUAAAUCAACCCCAUAUCCACUAAUCAAUAUUGUUUUUCAAUUAUAUAUUUCUUCUGAUUUUUCAUAUUUUUCACAUUUUUGAUAUAAUUAGAUUAACAAAUUCUAACAAAUGAUCAAUUCAACUAAUACAUCACCUUCUCGAUCUAACGAUACAAAUAGUACUAGUCCUAGUAAUAACAAUAAUAUUAAUAUUAAUAACAAUAAAAUUGGAAGUUCAACCUCAUCUCCAUUCAAGGCACCUCCAGGUUUUAUAAGGAACGAUGUAAAUUCAUCGCCCGCGCUGUUCCUGUCUCCACAAAAUACUCCAAAAACCUUACCAUCUACUAAUAACUCUUCCCCUCAUCUCCAAAAUAACAAUAGUGCUCAUAAUUCUCAACGUAGUAAUUCAAUUUCUACUGUCUUGAGUAAUAAUUCUGUACCACCUAUCUCUCCAAGAAAUAGUAUUGUCAAUAAUCAUCUUCAUGAUUUGAGAUCUGGUUCAACUUCAUCGUCUAAUUGUGUAUCUACAAGUCCAAUCACACUGAAUUAUAAUUAUAGUUAUACGACUGUCAAUUCAAACGCUGUACAACGAUCCCCCACUUUUAAUCAUCGGAACUUAAGUACUGGUACUCCUCCGCUUCCAAUUACUACUGUUAACACUAAUAACAGUAUGAAGCGAUAUUCUUAUUCAUCUGGAAGCGCCGGCGGUGACAACAAUCCUAACUCCAAUUCCAAUGCCAAUGCCAAUGCCAAUGUCAAUUCUUCAUCGGUUUCGGGAUCCAGUUCAUCACCCCAGCAGUACAAUAGUGAACAAAUUUUUGAUCUUAUGGAGCGUGAACAGGACGCUAUAGUCCUUAAAUUAAUGAAUGAUGAUGAUACCAUGGAUGCAUCGAAUGAAGGAACUACAAAAGAUACUAAGAAAUAUAAAUAUACAGAUUAUGACAAAAUUAUAGAGGAGAAUAAUAGUUUAAAACGGGAAAUUCAAACUUUGAAGGUUAAACUUGAAGAGUUGGAAAGGAGGUAGCUUUUUUAUUUAAAGCUUUUUUUAUAUGGUUUUUGGGAUAUAUUAUAAAACAAGAGGAGGAUUGAUUUCUGUUUAGGCUACAAAUAAAUAAAUAUAUAGAUGCAUUUUUGUAGUAAUUAUCAUUAUAAUUAAUAAUAAUAUAUAUACAUACAUACAUCUCACAUUGUCUUUUCCUUCACUUACAUUUUGUAUGGCGUGCAACACUAAGCGG
This is a messenger RNA of Scheffersomyces amazonensis, 1528 nucleotides long. RefSeq lists its product as uncharacterized. The transcript has 2 exons. The coding region runs from base 424 to 1317 and encodes 297 amino acids. The record is from RefSeq and is a predicted model, not a curated record. Lineage: Eukaryota; Fungi; Ascomycota; Pichiomycetes; Serinales; Debaryomycetaceae.